AUGGCUUUUCUAUUCAUCAAGCAGAAACUCUUCCCUGAGCGACGCACCAAAUCACAACCAAGCUAUAGAAAGCCACUGCUCGGCUCAGACGAAGACGACGACGACUCCGACACUAUCAUUAACAGCAACGGCAGCAUGGACCGCGACGUUGAAAGCCAGCGGCCCAGAGCAUACCACACAUUCCGCGACUCGUCGCCAUCAUCAUCCACCUACGAUGUCGAGAGCACAGGGAGCAGUAGCACCAGCACGCGGUCACGCAUUGAUCCCCGGAUCGUUUCAGAUGCUAUCCUCGGACUGUCGGAUGGUCUCACGGUUCCCUUCGCCCUGAGCGCUGGUCUCUCAGCGCUAGGAAACACAAAGGUCGUCGUGCUUGGUGGGCUGGCGGAGCUCGCCGCGGGCGCGAUCUCCAUGGGAUUGGGAGGAUACGUUGGCGCAAAGAGUGAAGCAGAAUCAUAUCAAACCACCGUCCGCGAAACGACAGAGCUCAUCGACUCCUCGCCCUCCGAAACAGAAGCCAUCGUCUACGACAUCUUCGCCUCGCACGGUGUUCCAAACGACGCUAUCGCACCCAUCAACGCUUCCCUGCACGCAUCGCGCGACCGCCUCCGCGAAUUCCUCAUUACCUUCCAUCACAAGGAGUCCGAGCCGGACUGCAACCAAGCAUGGACGAGCGCGAUCACGCUUGCCCUGGGAUACUUCAUUGGCGGCUUCAUUCCGCUUGUUCCGUACUUCUUUCUCAACCAAUGUUGCGGUAAUGGCGGUCACGUUGCUGGUCUUUGGGUACAUUAA
Molecule: messenger RNA, 789 nt
Organism: Aspergillus mulundensis
Lineage: Eukaryota; Fungi; Ascomycota; Eurotiomycetes; Eurotiales; Aspergillaceae
Product: VIT1/CCC1 transporter family protein
Exons: 4
Coding region: 1-789 (262 amino acids)
Biological process (GO): intracellular manganese ion homeostasis
Cellular component (GO): fungal-type vacuole membrane
Molecular function (GO): iron ion transmembrane transporter activity; manganese ion transmembrane transporter activity
Source: RefSeq, a predicted model, not a curated record